AUGGCUCCAGCCAUGGACGAGCAGGCUAGCCCCAACAACAAUGCGCUGCUCUUGCCGCCACCUCCAGGUGGGAAGCAACCACGCCUCACGGACUCACUUCCCACCGCAGCACAGGCACCGCCAGUGGUGGUGUGCUGUGAUGGGAAGCGAGUCCGCGAGCUUGGUUUUGGUCAGUUUGACCCAGUCCUGAGUGAUAAAGAGCAGUUCCCUUAUUUUUUCAGUAUGGUUCCCAAUGAUAAUGUCCAAUAUGAAGGCAUUAUUCAUUUACUGAAACAUUUUGGAUGGAACUGGAUUGGCCUCCUAGCAUCAGAGGAUGAGAAUGGGGAAGCCUUUCUUCAAAGAGUGAAACGCUGCACUGGGAAGGAAGACCUGGCCAGAGUCCCUGGUUCCGUGUUUGAAAUGACCAUGUCUGGAGAGAGCUACAAUAUCUACAAUGCAGUUUAUUCUGUAGCACAUGCUCUGCAAGCAAUGCGUUCAAGAAGAGCAAAGCAAGCGGCAUUGAGGAAUCCGAAGGGAACAAAUCCUGAUUUUCAUUUUCAGCCAUGGCAGCUUCAUUAUUUUUUGAGAAACAUUCGCUUUAACAACAGUGUGGGAGAAGAAAUAUUUUUUGAUGAGAAGGGGGAUUUUGAUCCAGGGUACGACAUCUUCAACUUGGUCGUCUUUCAGAAUAGAUCUUUCCAGAGAGUCCAUGUUGGAAGGAUGGACUCCAAAAUUUCUGAUGGGAAAAUGUUCACUCUCAAUGAAAGUGCCAUUGUGUGGAAUCCCAAAUUUCGGCAGAUUCUGUAUGUUAGCUCUAUAUUCUCUUUUUAUUUGGAAAUGACAAGAUUUUCUUCAUGUCUUCCAGAUGCAGAUCAAUGUGAGAGAUGCCCAGAAGAUCAAUAUUCAAAUGCAGAAAGAGAUCAGUGCCUUCCCAAACAUUUCAGCUAUUUAUCUUUUAGUGAACCAUUAGGAAUCACUCUGACUUCCUUGAUUCUUUUCUUUUCGGCAACCCUCAUUUUGGUGGCAUUGACUUUCUUUCUUCACUGGGACACCCCCAUUGUCAAAGCAAACAACAGAAACAUCACAUGUGUCCUUAUUUCUUCUCUUCUCCUUUGUUUUCUCUGUCCCUUUUUGUUCAUUGGUUGGCCUGGGAAAGUGACUUGCAUUCUCAGGCAAACAGUCUUUAGUAUCAUUUUCUCCAUUUCAAUUUCCUGUGUCUUGGCCAAAACCAUUACAGUCGUCCUAGCCUUUUUGGCCACCAAGCCAGGAAACACAAUGAGGAAGUGGCUAGGAAAAGGUCUGGAGAGAUCAGCCAUUGUCCUUGGCUCCUUCAUCCAAAUUGUUAUCUGUGGGGUAUGGUUGAUCAUAUCUCCUCCCUUCCCAGAAUUAGACAAGCAUUCACAGGUUGAGGAAAUUAUUGUGCAGUGUAAUGAAGGUUCGGAUAACAUGUUCUAUAUUGUCCUGAGCUACUUGGGAUUGCUGGCCACCAUCAGUUUCAUUGUGGCAUUCUUUGCAAGGAAAUUACCAGACACUUUCAAUGAAGCCAAGCUGAUCACAUUCAGCAUGCUUGUAUUUUGCAGCAUUUGGGUGUCCUUCAUCCCAGCUUAUCUGAGCACCAAGGGGAAAUACAUGGUGGCUGUGGAGAUCUUCUCCAUCUUGGCUUCCAAUGCAAGACCUUUGGGCUGCAUCUUUCUCCCCAAGUGUAUAUCAUAA
This is a messenger RNA of Thamnophis elegans (Western terrestrial garter snake), 1692 nucleotides long. Its product is annotated as vomeronasal type-2 receptor 116-like. The transcript is spliced from 5 exons. Gene Ontology annotation, cellular component: membrane. Lineage: Eukaryota; Metazoa; Chordata; Lepidosauria; Squamata; Natricidae. The coding region runs from base 1 to 1692 and encodes 563 amino acids. Gene Ontology annotation, biological process: G protein-coupled receptor signaling pathway. Gene Ontology annotation, molecular function: G protein-coupled receptor activity. The record is from RefSeq and is a predicted model, not a curated record.